Acanthopagrus latus (yellowfin seabream) is the source of this 5141-nucleotide messenger RNA. It is a transcript of the gene cep162, whose product is annotated as centrosomal protein 162. Gene Ontology annotation, cellular component: centriole; axonemal microtubule; centrosome. The transcript has 31 exons. Gene Ontology annotation, biological process: cilium assembly. The record is from RefSeq and is a predicted model, not a curated record. Lineage: Eukaryota; Metazoa; Chordata; Actinopteri; Spariformes; Sparidae. The coding region runs from base 352 to 4788 and encodes 1478 amino acids.
CACCUCACGAACUGACCAGGUUCUGUCUCAACUGAACUGUAUUAUAAUGCUGUCCCCUCUCCCAGAGUCUGAGAAUGUUUUGGUGCACUCGGUUUCGUUGUUUUAAACGUUAAGCUUUCAUGAGCGGUUCAGCAGAAGAUAAUUUACCGAUAUACGAUCUUAUUUCAGUAAAAAUGUCACCUCUUAACAAUUGUUUACAGAGCUCGCUAGCGUCGUAACGUGAACUGUUUCAUGUACAAAGCGCUUCGUAACUAAUAGAAAACGAUUUUAAAACGAGUGUAGGCUGAUAUAUUUCCAAGUGAAAAGCCUAUCCCGAAGACACAGGCAUGGGUUGUUCAUUUAAAGCAAGCUAUGUCAGCACUGUUUCUGACCCCACUGACUGAUGGAGUGGACGGUAUCACUAUGUCUCACAGACUGACCAAGGAGGAGCUGGAUGAGCAGUUUGAGCUGUUCUUGAAGGAGUCUGUUUCAGAUGACUCGGUGGAACUCAGCAGAUCUGACAAGCAGCUCGGUGCUCAAAGCAGCCGGCAGUCAGUCCAGAAACCAACAGUGUCCUGGUGGGAAGAUGAUGAACACAGUCGUAGAACAGGUAGAGCAGAGCUGGCCAAAAGCAGAUUUAUCAAAGCCAGAAAGUCUCAGCCUGAGGACAGCAAUGUUGUCACUGCGGAGCCUUUUUAUAAGCCGGUCCCCAAACCUCGCAGCAAAGCUCCGGAUAACCUGGGUCACUUGGACGUGACGCGCAAAAAUACCGUUUUGGAGGUUUCCCAAACUGUGGAAAGACAGAGAACUUCAUCUGAUGACUGGCACUCUGCCAGUCUUAGUCUCACUCAUGAUGACCAUCAGUGUGUGUCAGGACAAAGGAGCCCUGAUGAGACACGUUCUAAUGAUACUCGACCAGCCAGCACCGAUUCCCAGGGGGACAGUGAAGAUGGACUGCUUGGUUCUGGGAAGACUUUCAGGAAGUCUCUGAGGAAUUCACAGUCUAUUAGGGAGGAGGAGGAGAAGGAUCCAGGAGACGCUGUUUUGGAGGAGGAAGGGCCGGAAGUUGCAGCUACCAUCAAAGACAGCACUGAGACAGAGGACUCAGUGAUGGUACCAGCUGUGAACACUACCAACAUGGGGUUGGACACUCUGGAGGAAGAAGUGGAGAAAGCUAGGUUCUUUGCCCAACUAGAGGCUGGAGCUUCAACAACUAUAGAUUACUCUAAGUUGAACAUGGAGCUGGACUUAUCAAGUUCUACCACUGGUACAAACCUCAGGAAAGCUAAGGAAGCAAUAGAGCAGAGUGAUGAUGAUCAGAGGAAGACCAGAGUCACAGAGACCAUCAGAGAGUCUCCAGCUGUUACAGGGUCACCACAUUACAGUGAGGAUUUCGAGGAAGAGGAGGAUGGAAAAGAGCCACUCCAGAAGUCUAAAAUGUCUCCAAUUCUUGCCAAAGUUUCUCUCUAUGAUUCCCUGGAUGACACUGGUGGAGAUGACAGGAGAAAGGACACGGCAGGAUCACUUGACAGAGGCCAGUCUUAUGUGCAGAGUGGAGGUUCAGAGAUGGAGGCUCUCCAUGAGGCCUACAGACAGAUCCAUGUUGUGGAAGAUUCAGAUGACCAUAAUCACCAUCAUUCAUCUGCAAGAGGGAUCAGCAGCCCUGUGUCCCCAUCCUCCCCUCGUCCACAGGCCAGGCAGUCUCUUCAGCCUGCUUCUACUAAUGAAUCAGAGCUACCCACAGCAGAGGAAUUGAUGAGACCCAUCCGACCAGACAAGGACCACAUUAGAGGCUUCACCCUCCAACCUGUCAGCUCUGUUGAACCUGACCAAGAAAAGGCAUCCCACUUCUUUGAAAGGACUGUCCCAGAUCCAACCCAACCAGGUUCACAACUGAAGCACACAGGAGCAGCUCACCCCACUGCAGGGUUAAAGGGAGAAGAGAGAUUGAGCUCCCCAGACCCUCCCAUCCACAACCUGACAUGGAGCAUCAGACAGGAAGUAGAGAGGCUGAUGCAGGACCAGAACAAGUAUUCAUCUGACUCCUCCUCUCAGGCAAACAAAGCUAAGAAACAACCGGCAUUCCAUGGCUCUAGUAUUUCUCAUCUCCCUACAUCUUCAGCCAGGAAACCCGCUGUGGCUCCUGUUAGAGGCAGGAGAGUGGAGAGGAGUAUAGCACCAACUUCCAAGUCAUCAGGACUCAGCAGAGCUGCCGCUGCAGGCAGAGCUCAGUCUGCUGUGUCCCGUCCUCUGCAGCAUGCACAAGAAAAGGCCAAAGUCACAAAGAGCCGAGGAAAAGAUGAGCACACAGCAGAGCCGGGUGUGAAGGUGAGCAGUGAGCUGGUGGCGUCUGUUCAGUCCCUGGUGGCUGUUCUCCAGCAGCAGAUCGACACCAGCAGUCACCAGGAUGCUACACACACUCUGGAAGCCAGACAGGCGCAUUCUCUUCCACAGGACAAUGCCCAACAUACACAGACAUGCACCCUCCACUCUCAGGUGGAGGAGCUGAGAGUCCAGCUGGCUCAGAAAGAGAGGGAGCUGCAGGUGAUGAAGGAAGGAGCAGAGGAGCUGAACUCACUCAGGCAACAAAACUACCUACUGCAAAGCAAGCUGCGAAGCGCAGAUGAAGCCGGUCAGAAGAAGAGCUGGGCUGAUGCCUCUGACUCCGCUGUAGUGGAGAAGCUCCAGCAGAUGGAGAAAGACAGAGUAGAGCAGGAGAUGCUCAUAAAAGGUUACCAACAGGAGAAUGAGAAGCUGUAUUUGCAGAUGAAGGCUCAGCAGGUCAGGAGUAAAGCCAACGAGGAAGCCAUGUUCAGUGAAAACCAGAGGCUUCUGAAUGAGCUGGCUUUGUCUAGGGAGCAACUACAUAAAACUUCUAGGGCUGUGGGAAGUGUCUGCUCAAUGGAUCACACUCAACGCAUUACAGACCUGUUAGCUCAAUUAAAUACAUUUCAGAGGCAUGAGGACAAGCUGUCUGAGGACAUCCGCAGACUGAAACAAGAAAAGCAAUCGCUGGAGGUCGAUCUGCAGCUGACGAAGAAAGAGAGAGACCUAGCUAAAGCUCAGGCCAUAUCUGCCUCAGGUGACAAGACUUUUGAGAUGCAUGUCCUAGAGGACAGGCACAGAGAGGAAGUAGUCGCCCUGAAGAAGAAGUUGCAGUGGUUUGCUGAGAACCAGGAGCUUCUGGACAGAGAUGCUGGCAGACUGAAGGCCGCUACAGCUGAGAUACAACAACUCAAAGAGCAGGUAGAAAAACUGAAAAUGGAUGUUGGCAAAAGAAGCGGUGAGCAGCAGAGAAAGGCCAGAGAGAAAUCAGUGGACAUCAAGAGGAUGCAGGACCUGGAGCGACAGGUCAAGGAGCUGGAGCAGAUACUAAGACGUAGAAACCCAAACUCCCUGCCUGCUCUGAUCUACGCUGCAGCCACAGCGGGUAGUCAUGAGGAUGAGGCAACCAGGACAUCCCCACCCAGCAGGAUCAGUGCCCUGCUGGAGCGCAGGAUCCAGCGCCUGGAGGCUGAGUUGGAGAGUCAUGAUGAGGAGGCCAAGCGCAGCCUGCGGGCCAUGGAACAACAGUUCCACAGGGUCAAGCUACGCUAUGAACAGCAGAUCUCAGAGCUUGAGCAGCAGUUGGAAGCAGCAAACUCAGCAGUGGGGACUGAGUCAAGGCAGUCGCAGGUUCAAACACUGAAAGAAGAGCUGCAGCAUGUGAAGGAAACCCACAAGGAGAGAGAACAAUCCUUGCAGGACCAGAUUGAGUCUCUACAGCAGCAGCUCAAACAAAAGACCCAUCCCAGUCCAGCCAGGCACCAGCGUCAAGCCGAGGAAGCGGUCGGUGUCCGGAUAGAGCGGCUGAACCAAGAGCUCAGCGCAAAGACACAAAGCAUUCGGGAGCUGAGCCGCACCGUGGAGAGACUGCAGAAGGAGAGGAGGAGCAUGCUGUGUGUCCCCAGCACACGAGCACAGACCCGAUCCACAGAGACCAAGCAGCAGGCCGGACCUGUCAGAACACUCUGCUCUGCUGCUGCAGCAGAGACAUGUGGAGUGAAGGAGACAUUUCCAGCUGCUCAGUAUGAGAAGACCUACCAGCCCACCGUGUUCACAGGGAGUCAUAUCUCAGAGGUCCAGCAGGAGAACGAGGCUCUGAGGCAGCAGCUGGAGCUGCUGGAACUGCAGAGUAAGCAGGACAAGGAGGCAUUAAAGGUUGAUGCAACACAAGCCAGGGAGGAGCUGAGCAGGAUACAGGAGCACUGUGCAGAGCAGCUGUCCUCGAUGAAGGCAGAACACCUCAGGGUGUUAGAGCAGCUGCGAGCUAGCCAUGCCCUGGAGCACUCAGCCUCAAGAGUGGCUGAACUGGCCAAUAAGCUCAACACUCAGGAGCUAACAGUGAAACAUCUACAAGAGCAGCUGAGAGAGCUGCAGGGAGUUAGAGAUGCACUGGCAAUAUCCAGGACCCGAGAGGACGCUCUGCAGACGCAGCUGACCAGACUGCUGAAGGAUCUGAAGGAGUCUAAAGAAGCUCAAAGCCCAGAGGUGAAACUUCUGUGUAGCCUGGAGAGGAAGAUCCUCAACAUGGAGCUCAGACACCAGCACAGAGAGAAGGAGCUGCAGCAGGUGAUUGGUGGGUCGUGGCAGACUUUAGAUGCCGAUCAGCAGUCAGAGGUGGAGCACUGGAAGCAUCUGGCACGGGACAAGAGCAGAGAGCUGGAGGCUUUCCGUCUGGAGCUGGACUCCAUCCUGAACAUCCUGAGACAUCUCCAGAGACAGGGGGUGGUCCUCCCAGCCACAGCCCCCACCACACACAUAAAGUGAUGCACAGACAAUGUCUGACCCAUGAGUGUCAGUGACAGCUCAUGCUGAUCAUGGGGGACUGAAGCCAAAGGUACACAACAGAAGCAAUAAUCAAUAUGUUGGUGUUCAGUUUAUUAGUUCAGGUAAAGGGAUAUUAGCCAUACCCUACAUGUCAUGUCAGACAUGCUUCCUGGUCCAAACCAGCCAUAGAUAACAUUGAGUUGUGGUCUCUGUAAAGUCUGUUGACAAAAAAAAUGUCUUUUUAUACAAACUGUGUGUGUUAAUUUUUGUGUGUUAUUUUCUAUUUUGUAUGUGAAUUAUUGUAACUUAUUACAUGUGUUGUGAAUAAAUGUUUAUUUCACUUUAAACUGUUA